Messenger RNA from Episyrphus balteatus (marmalade hoverfly), 638 nucleotides. RefSeq lists its product as uncharacterized. The record is from RefSeq and is a predicted model, not a curated record. The coding region runs from base 145 to 492 and encodes 115 amino acids. The transcript has 4 exons. NCBI's taxonomy places the organism in Eukaryota, Metazoa, Arthropoda, Insecta, Diptera, Syrphidae.
GUUUACUUUUAAAAAUCUAUCACAAAAUAAUUAUGUGAUAUUCUGAAAAUCUUAAAAAAAAAAAAAAAAUUGUUAAAGUUCAUCCUUCAGUUAUAAAUUUUUUUGUGAAAUCUAAAAAUUGCAUUAAAUUUGUUGUAUUUAAAAAUGUCUGCCUAUAGUGAAAAUGUUCAAGAACCCAAUUUCACGGAUAUUCCAAUGGUCAAUGUAUUUUCAAAAUGGCUAAAUUCAUUUUCUCAAAUUCCAACAUCAACUUGGUUCGCUCAGAUUGUUUUACUUAUGCUAACCUGGUACACGAUGAAGUUCACUUUUCGACUAGUAAUGUCAAUUUUAUGGCCAUUGUUAAUAAUAACAACUGUUGUGGUAAUUUUUCAUUCAAUCCAUCAUAUGGGACUUCAUAAUUUGGAAUUUUAUAUUUGUGAAAAAAUUGCACUAAUUUGUCAUUUAAUGGUAAGAUGCUUGGUAAAUAUUAUUGGAUUUUUUGUUCAAUCUUAAAAGAGAAAACGCCCCGGAAAUUAGUCACUUUAACUACGUUUAAAAAAUAAUCAUCACAAAACAUUGCCAUGUUUUUUGCAAAAUUGAUUAUAGAAACUUCAACUUUUUAAAUAAAACUUUUGUAUCCUUUUGGAAUUAAUGAUAAA